Aspergillus candidus is the source of this 1539-nucleotide messenger RNA. Its product is annotated as RNA methyltransferase. Bases 202 to 1413 code for a protein of 403 amino acids. The record is from RefSeq and is a predicted model, not a curated record. The transcript is spliced from 3 exons. Lineage: Eukaryota; Fungi; Ascomycota; Eurotiomycetes; Eurotiales; Aspergillaceae.
CGUCAUCCCACCCGACAAUCCGGACGUUUUAAUCAUCAUUUCCAUUUGCUUUGCAGAUCGGCGCUGCAUUCCUUCGCAUGAUUCUUUUUCCUUCUCACACACAGAUUCUCGUGUGUUUAUCCCUGCCUUUCUAUUCCCCAUCACCCUCUUUUGUCCCCUCAUUCCCUCAAUUUCGCCACGUCGAUCUUUAAAAUCUCCAACAUGCGUCGCCCUCACGUCAAGAAGCAAAAGACCUCCCAUGAGAAUGGCGAUACCCCUCUUCACACCGCAAAACCCACGGCUGUCUUUACACCCAAGGGAGGACGCACCCACACCCUGAGUAUCGCUCUCCCUGGGAGUAUUGUCGCCAAUGCCCACUCCCCCGAACAAAAAACCCUUCUGGCCGGCACCAUCGCCCGCGCCUUGGCCGUCUUCUGCGUCGAUGAAGUCGUCAUCUUUGACGACGAUGAGGGCGCCCUCCGUCGGAACCGCAACCACCCCGACCACGAAGACUACGACCCCAUCGCCAAGACCAGCGAUGAACUAAACGCUCCGGGCAAGGGAUACACGGCCUACUCUGAUCCCUCCCACUUCCUGGCCCAUCUCCUCUCUUACCUCGAGACCCCGCCGUAUCUGCGCAAACACCUCUUCCCCAUGCAUCCCAACCUGCGCACAGCCGGCCUGCUGCCCAGCCUCGACAUGCCCCAUCAUCUGCGCGCCAACGAGUGGUGCGACUACCGCGAGGGCAUCGUCGUCGGGGAACCCCAGCAGCAGAAUCACUACCACCCAUACGGCCAGUACCAGUAUCCCCGGCAACGCCGCCGCUCCGACCAGUCCAUCCAGUCUGACGACUCCAACACCACCGUCGUCGACACCGGUCUGUCGGAGAAGGUCGUCGUGCCAAAUGUCCAGCUGCCCGAGCACGCUCGCGUCACUGUGCGCUUCACGCAGCCGGGCGCUCCCCUCGCUGAGCCCGUCGACCCGUCGACCCCCCGCGCCGAAGCCGGCUACUAUUGGGGGUACUACGUGCGGCGCUGUCGCUCUCUCUCCUCCGUGUUCACCGAGUGUCCCUUCAACGGCGGCUACGACCUCUCCUUCGGGACGUCGGAGCGCGGCGCUCCCGUCGCUGCAGUGCUUGAGGACGACGAGGGCGACCCGCGCGAGCGUCCCCCAGACUUUGGCCACAUGCUCAUGGUCUUCGGCGGCGUGGCCGGCAUUGAGAACGCCGUGCGCAACGACCCCCAGCUGCGCGACAUGGCCGUGCGUCCGUCGGAGGCCGGCAAGCUCUUCGAUUACUACGUUAACCUGCUGCCGGGCCAGGGCAGUCGCACCAUCCGCACUGAGGAGGCUGUCUGGUUGGGCCUGGCGAGUUUGCGGGGGGUGGCUGAUGGGACUCAGCGGCCGAAGGAGUCGUAUCGGUAUAAUGGGGCGUGAUUUCUUUCUUUCUUUCUUUUUUUUUUUUAAAAAAAAAAAAAGUGUUGCACGUUCCAGGCGUCCAUGGAGCAUGCAUACUGGCGUGGCGUUCGAUCGGUUAUAGAUCAAUUAACGUAUAUCAUUACU